Molecule: messenger RNA, 354 nt
Organism: Suillus subalutaceus
Lineage: Eukaryota; Fungi; Basidiomycota; Agaricomycetes; Boletales; Suillaceae
Exons: 3
Coding region: 1-354 (117 amino acids)
Source: RefSeq, a predicted model, not a curated record
AUGUCUGUCGUCAACAGCAUCAUCCACACCUCGCCUCUCCAAGCCAAUGAAGGCAUUGGCUUCACACCUGUUUUCCUCUCCAUAUCUUUCCAAGGAAGUACAGCGCAGUCUGCACAGUCGAAUUUUGGUACCAUUCCACUACAGGUCACAAUUCUAUGGCCACGAGAAUUUGGAGGGCAGGCGGUGCCUGUAAUUCGCCAUAUUUCCUGGACAGAAUUGGUUUCAAAUUUCGAGUCGCAGUCUGUCCCACAGCUCAUGGGUCCUCUGUACAACCCUGGACAGUGCUGGACAGAGCCACAGAGCCCACAGAGAGGGUUAUCUCUGUGCAGCUCUGUACAGAGUCGUACAGUGUAA